This is a messenger RNA of Ciona intestinalis (vase tunicate), 1449 nucleotides long. NCBI's taxonomy places the organism in Eukaryota, Metazoa, Chordata, Ascidiacea, Phlebobranchia, Cionidae. The record is from RefSeq and is a predicted model, not a curated record.
CAGAAAGUAAAAACGCACUGUUUGCACAUUUUAAAGUUUUAUGAUAGCAACCAAAAUGUCAGUAAAACUGUGUUUGUAAUUGCUAUUUACGUGCAACAUUGAAAAAUCUACAAAGCAUUGUAUUUCUGCUUUAGCCGUUAAAAAAUAUUUUAAAGUUUUCGUAAAAUCCCAAUAUUGCUGACUGGUGCAUUUUCUUUAAAGGUGUAAUAUGCAUACUAUUACUACUUAAGUCACUUUGCAAGAAGUGUAAAAUAGUUUCUGCUAUAUUUGCCCAGUUAUGUGUGGAUACAAAUAAUACAGUAGACCACAAUUUUAAAACUUUUUAGAUUUCUAUGGAAUGUUGAAAUAAACGCUGAUUCAUGGUUUUGAAUUUCAAAGUCAUGUUUUAGAAAUUUGCGGAUAAUAAAUAUAAAGUUUUGUGUUUUUCAUAAAUUUCUUAGUGUUUCUUGGCCAAAGUUUCACCAUGGGUAUAGAAUAUGUUAUCGAACUACAUGCAACUGUGCGAGGUCUUGCGGAACAUGCAGAAUUGUAACACCACCAUUUUAUUACCGAACGAAAGAGUUAUCAAAUUUAUACGAAGUUGCGAACCGUAAUAGUAUAGCAAAAAAGAACGCAUUAUAAAAUAACAAAAAUAAUUAAUAUUGUUUUAGAAACCCAAAAAUAACCAAAAUUAAUUGUAUUGCUUUCCCGCUAUUAUUUAAAGAACUACCAAAGCUAUGACGUCAUUACUUCGAAAUAUUUUGUUUACAUCGAACAUUUGCAGUCAAUGUAUUGCACGAAAUAUUGCUUACAAAAGUAUUUAUCACACUGUAAACUUGUAUCCUGAAAGUGUGGGCUCAUUCUCGUCUUAUCAACACAGUGAAGAUAAAAGUCAUAACACCACAGACAAAUUUGUUGGCCCAGUUUUAAGGGGAAAUGUUAAAGUUGAAUUCAGUAAGAGUUCGAAACCAGGAGGUCAACACGUCAACACAACGUUAAGUAAAGCGCUUGUUCGUUUCAACUUAAUGAAAGCUGAAUGGAUUCCUUUUGAAGUGAGGAAAAUUAUGGCGGAGAAAUAUCAAAACAAAAUAACCCGAACCGGAGACUUAAUAGUUUGGGACGAGGAAAGUCGAUAUCAGAUGAGAAAUCUACAAUCUUGUCUUGCAAAGGUGGAAGAAAUGAUAAUGGAGGCACAAAAACCACCAGACACCAGUAAAGAAGAUAGAAUUGCGGAGCUUUAUAACAUGGAUAGUAUUCAUGCCGCACAUAAGAAAAGAUUGCAGAAGAAAAGAAAAUCUUCAUUUACAAAAUCGAUGCGCAAUACUGGAAAUUUUGACGCUUAGUUUUAUUGAACGUAAUUGUUAUUUCUGACAUAAAAUACAAAAAAAAUUAUCUAAAUAUUUUUAAUGACAUGAUUAGAGGUAUGAUGUCACGAUUUUCAAUAAGUUUCAACUGAUCGUUUUGACCCAA